GUUGUGAAGAAAUAUCAGACCGCGUUCGGCGUUCCUUUGUGACUGUUCUUUCGAUUAGACAAAAAUCGGCGUGCGGCUUCAAAAGAGUGCUACCUGGCCAUUCACACACACAUUCACAAAUACAAACAAAAGAUGCCUUCAAUUAAGCUACAGUCGUCGGACGGGGAAAUCAUUGAAACCGAUGUAAAGAUUGCAAAAUGUUCCGGAACCAUUAAAACAAUGCUGGAGGAUCUCGGUAUGGACGAGGGUGGCGAUGAAGCUGUGCCACUACCGAACGUGCAUUCCGCUAUCUUGGAAAAGGUAUUGAAAUGGGCAACCUACCACAAGGAUGAUCCGAUGCCGGUGGAGGACGAUGACAGCAAGGAAAAGCGAAUGGACGACAUUAGCUCGUGGGACGCCGACUUCCUUAAAAUCGAUCAAAGCACGCUGGUCGAACUCAUUCAGGCGGCAAAUUAUCUCGAUAUUAAAGGGUUGCUUUAUGUAACCACAAAAACCGUCGCGAACAUGUUCAGAGGCAAAACACCGGACGAAACGCGUAAAAUAUUCAACAUUGAGAAUGACUUGACUUCCGCAGAGGAAGAACAGCUGCGUAAGGAAAAUGAAUGGUGCGAGGAGAAAUAAAGGAGCGAUGACAAGUUUUGACUAAGUUGAGUUUUGUGGAUCAUCCCAUUUGAAUUUUGCUUUUUAAUACAUAAUUUUCUUGCACUAUAGAGGAAGCAGUAGGAGCCUGCAAACUCGUUUCAUCUCCUUUUUUCCGAAAUAAGAAAGGAUCUUGACCUGUCGUGUUGUACUGGCAAGAUAAUCGUUAUACACUCUAUUGUUUUCUUAAAAAUCGAUCCUUAUUGGAAGUUACAAUCAAGAAGGAAAAAGAUGCCCUUGAAUUUCACACCAUUAAUCACACAACAACUAAUUGAUCUAAUUAUCUUCUUCUUAAACUAUUCGUAAAGUAGAACUAGGACAGAACGGACUUAUGUUUCAAGAUGUUCGGAGCAGGAAUCUAAUUUUUUGACCGUUUGAUAGGGAGAAAUUUCUUGCAACAGUGCGAUAUCGGAACGAUCGACAACGCUUAA
This is a messenger RNA of Anopheles cruzii, 1070 nucleotides long. RefSeq names its product S-phase kinase-associated protein 1-like. NCBI's taxonomy places the organism in Eukaryota, Metazoa, Arthropoda, Insecta, Diptera, Culicidae. Gene Ontology annotation, molecular function: cullin family protein binding. The record is from RefSeq and is a predicted model, not a curated record. The transcript has 2 exons. Gene Ontology annotation, biological process: SCF-dependent proteasomal ubiquitin-dependent protein catabolic process. Bases 133 to 621 code for a protein of 162 amino acids. Gene Ontology annotation, cellular component: cytoplasm; nucleus.